CCGCCAACGCCACCGAAAAAUUGCAUUCACUCUCCCCGACGCAGUGGUGCGUUUUGUGGCGAUGCAGCAAUCGGCCCUUCUGGCCCCGUAAGGUAUGAGAAUCGAUCGGUGAGGGAACUCGGGGGCUGCUGGGCUUGUUUUACGUGCCAUUUAAUUGCCUUCCCGCUGGCUGGCAGGCGGGUGAACCCGGGGUAAAAAGUGAACCCGCUUUCCCGGUUUUGUGGAGGACGUGGACCGCGUGGACGUGUGCGUGUGGAGACGAAAAAAGGAUAACGGACUGCGGUGAGUGGGCCUUCGCCGCCGGCACAGGCGCAACACGGAGCAGCGCGGUGGUGGCGUGUAUGUGUGUGAACGUGCGGUGGUGGUGUUGGGUUCACGCCUGCAACUGCUCGGGUUCGCCCUCGCUCCGGGGUGGCUCGCUUCCUGGAUGCGUACGUGGCCACCGCCAGUAGUGGUGUCCCACACCAGCCAACCAGUCCACUGACUCCCGAGCGUCCCGAGUGUCCUUGCGGCAGGAGCAAACAACCUUCGUGAAGAGGUGGCGAGGGUAAGGGAGGAAGAAGAGAGAGAGGGAAGGGGGAGGGAGAAAUCACUCUGGUCCCCUUUGCGUGGGUGCGGUGGCAAGCGAUGGAAAAGAGUUCAGGAAAAAGCCCAAAAAGCAGCCUCUGGUUGUGACACUCGUGUGCCCAUUUAUGCGUGCGUGACGACACUAAUUUGAGCAAGAAAAAGAAAAAGAAUAAGAAGAAAACCCAGAAGGGAAAAAAGUGCUAGCCUUCUUGAUAUCGUGGCCGCUGAAAAUCAGCUGCGAAAAAUAUUACCAAAAACAUCCGGAACGCAGCAGGCGGUGCAACAACAACGCCCUUUGGCAGGAAAAAGCGAAAAAAGAACCGCUUGCGAAACGUUCCCCAGUGCGUGAUACUACGGUAAGCCGUAGUGAAGGAAAAACUCCGUCCCGUCCCCCUCAAGGGAGUGGGAAAACGCAGGAGCAAACGAAGAAGAAGUAGAAGCAGAAGGAGAAAAAGAACAAACCACCUACUACUACGCCGUACGCAAUGAACUUUUCACCCUUCGGGACACACUUUCCCGGUACGAUACCGGGAAUCCACCAGUUCGCCAGCUCGGGUCUGGUGUCAGGCGUCCCGACGACCUCGCACGACUCCAGCAAUCGGUACCAUUCCAUCAACUCGAACGUCAACAUGGCCCACUUCAACCAGAGCCAUGCCCCCAUUCUCGGCAAGUUCCACCGGGACAGCCAGGACACCGGUAACAACGCCAGCGGGGGCGGUGGAGGAGGUGGUGGUGGCGGAGGCGGAUCGAAUAAGUACAACGGGCAUUCGGCGGCGGGUUCGGGCAACUCGGCGGUACCGACAACGACCUCGACGGGUGGUGGAAGUGGCGGGGCAGCAGGCCAGUACUCGAACCCGUACAGUCAGCAUUCGCACGUGGCUGAUCAUAAGCAGCGCAACAUGUACCACCAGUCGUCGGUGGGCAGCAGUUCGACGGGGGCCAGCAACGGGCAGAGUGCGCAGGAACUCAGUCAGGACAUUAGUGCGCUGUUGCAGCAGGCGGACAGCAAGCGGGUGUUGCAGAAUCCUAGCUGGCAAUCGUUGGCACCGGGUGCGUCCGUUGCCGACUACCUAUCGCACCUGCCGGGUAGUGCGUUGCCACUUUCGCUGCAUCACUUCCUGAAGUACUCGGCCGAGAACAUCAAAAAGGAGGCACAGAAUCCGCUCUCCAGUCUCGACAUGUCGCAAGCGCAAUCGCAGGCACACGGGGGUGGUCAUGGGGGCAACAACGUGGCCGGGAUGAUCCUGCCUGCGUCCCAGACCAUCGCUAGUAUCCUGGGACAUCCGGAACAGCAUCAACACGGACAGCAGGUUGGAGCGCAUCAGGGUGUGCAGGCGGCAGCGGCCACCUCCUCGACGGCAAAUGCGGCUGCUGCUGGGGCGGAUAAGAAAAAGAAGAAGAAGAAAAAGAAGCCCCCGAAGGAGCGUAAACCGCGCCCGAAACCGGGUGAGAUCCAGGUCCGUACGGCACUGGACGGUAGCCUGCUGUUCCUGUGCCCCGAGUGUCAGAUGGCGUACCCGGAGCGGGAACUGUUGGAGCAGCACCUGAUCGGGCACAACCUGGAGCGUCGGUUCAUCUGCGACAUCUGUAACGCGGCACUCAAGCGUAAGGAUCACCUGACACGCCACAAGCAGAGCCACAAUCCGGAGCGUCCGUUCGCGUGCACCAUCUGCCUGAAGGCGUUUAAGCGCAAGGAGCAACUGACGUUGCACUUCGUCAUCCACUCUGGCGAGAAGCGGCACGUGUGCCAGGAGUGCGGCAAAGGAUUCUACCGGAAGGAUCAUCUGCGGAAGCACACACGUUCGCACAUCGCGCGUCGGCUGAAGGCGGAACUGAGCCAGCAACAGGGCGUCAAUGGAAGCGAUGCUGGAGCGACAACCAGCACGUCCCGAGCUGGUCAAAGCCAGCCGCAAACCAGCUCUGCUGCUCAGCAACAACAGCAGCAACCGACACCGCAGCAGUCCCAGCUGACGCAGUUGACGCAGCUGACCGCGGCCGGACAACAACUGCAACCGCCCCAGUAUCACUCCCUCACGCAAGCACCCGGUCAGUCGCAGAUGAUGUCGUAAAGACGAGGAUCGGGGGCUUAGGACGUAGCUUAGGAAUAAUUUAAUUUCCCCACAAAGGCGGUGGCUACGCAAGCAAACAAACAAAACCAGAACGAAUCAAACACCGCACCGUAACACUUAAGGGAUACUUUAAAAAUCGCUAAUCAAAUAAUCAUCCCCCCCGAUCCGCGAGCCCAGGGUGGCCAACGGACGGGGGUGCAUUUUGUGCAAUUGUGUCGUGAGAUAGUAUCAUGCGUAUCGUUUUAUGUUUCCG
Molecule: messenger RNA, 2889 nt
Organism: Anopheles nili
Lineage: Eukaryota; Metazoa; Arthropoda; Insecta; Diptera; Culicidae
Product: zinc finger protein 281
Exons: 3
Coding region: 1053-2636 (527 amino acids)
Biological process (GO): regulation of transcription by RNA polymerase II
Cellular component (GO): nucleus
Molecular function (GO): RNA polymerase II cis-regulatory region sequence-specific DNA binding; DNA-binding transcription factor activity, RNA polymerase II-specific
Source: RefSeq, a predicted model, not a curated record